Molecule: messenger RNA, 770 nt
Organism: Racocetra persica
Lineage: Eukaryota; Fungi; Glomeromycota; Glomeromycetes; Diversisporales; Gigasporaceae
Source: the annotation of a GenBank genome assembly
GUGUUUAUGGGUAUCCACGUUAUCCUGCAGGUCGUGUUGCCCUUGAAACCACAAGGAAAUGGAUGGACGAGCACCCUAAUCUUGAGGAGGUUGAUAGGAUCAUUUUCUGUGUGUUUGAGGAUGAAAAUAAAGAUGUAUAUGAAGAACUAUUGCCAUUAUUUUUCCCACCACCACCUGGUAGUGAACUGGAAAAUGUUGAAGAUCAAGAAAAUCAAGUUGAAAAAGGAAAAGAACAAUCAUCUACUAGUGAACCGGAAAACGUUGAAAAUCAAGAAGAAAAAGGAAAAGAAGAAAAAUCAUUUACUAGUGAACCGGAAAACGUUGAAAAUCAAGAAGAAAAAGGAAAAGAAGAAAAAUCAUUUACUAGUGAACCGGAAAACGCUAAAAAUCAAGAUGAAAAUGGACAAGAACAAUCAUCUACUAAUGGACCAGAAGUCGUUGAUAAACCUAAUACCGAAGGGAAUGGUACAUCACCUGGUAAUGAACAAGAAGAGGCCAAGAAACAUGAUGAAUCAAAAGUUGUUAAACCUGAUACCGAAGAGAAAGUUACGUCAUCUGGUAAUGAUCAUAAAGAUGCCAAUGAACUUGGUGAACCAAAAGAUGCCAAUGAACUUGGUGAACCAGAAGUCACUGUUAAACCUGAUACUGAAAUGAAAGAUGCCAAUAAACUUGAUGAACCAGAAGACACUGUUAAACCUGAUACUGAAAUGAAAGAUGCCAAUAAACCUGGUGAAUCAGAAGACACUGUUAACCCUGCUAUAUUUAUAUGA